Miniopterus natalensis is the source of this 784-nucleotide messenger RNA. Lineage: Eukaryota; Metazoa; Chordata; Mammalia; Chiroptera; Miniopteridae. The record is from RefSeq and is a predicted model, not a curated record.
ACGUCGGGUCAACGAGUAAGCUGAGUACAUUCAACUAGAAGAAGAGCAGACAGUCAUCAUGGCAUCAGUGUCCACUCACGGAAACCAAGAUAAGCCUCAUCUGCCCCCACUAAGCAAGCAGAGCCUGUUGUUUUGCCCAAAAUCAAAAGUGCACAUCCACAGAGCGGAGAUUUCAAAGAUUAUCAAAGAAUGUCAAGAAGAAAGUUUCUGGAAGAGAGCUCUGCCUUUUUCUCUUGGAAGCAUGCUUGUUACCCAAGGACUAGUCCACCACGGUUAUUUAGCAGCUAACCCAAGAUUUGGAUCAUUGCCUAAAGUUGCACUUGCUGGUAUUGUGGGAUACGGCCUUGGGAAGGCCUCAUACAUAGGAGUUUGCCAGAGUAAAUUUCAUUCCCUCGACGAUCAGCUACGUGGCUCUGGUUUUGGUCCAGGGCAUAACAGGCACUGCCUGCUUACCUGUGAGGAGUGCAAAAUCAAGCACGGGUUAAGUGAGGACCGAAGCUCACAGCCUUCCGCUUCCUAGGCUCUGCAUCUGCGGCUUUUGAAGUUUCCUAAACCUCCAAAGCUGUACACAUUUGAAAUUUCAAGUGUACUUGAAAAGAAGAUACAGUGAAACCGAAACAUUGUGAUUCUCUCUAUGGAAAUGCUUUCUGUGGAAGAUUCUCAAUUGAUUUGAGUGUUGUAUGUUUUUCUACUAUGUAAGAACAUGUUGGGAGAAUUCACACACCAAAAAAAUUAUAUUGCAUUCUAACUUGCUUACAGCGAAGUAAAAAAGUUUGAAGUCCUC